Messenger RNA from Sphaeroforma arctica JP610, 174 nucleotides. RefSeq lists its product as hypothetical. NCBI's taxonomy places the organism in Eukaryota, Ichthyosporea, Ichthyophonida. The annotation marks the transcript as partial. The transcript has a single exon. The record is from RefSeq and is a predicted model, not a curated record. Gene Ontology annotation, molecular function: oxidoreductase activity.
GGGGUGAUGCAGAUGGAGCUGAUCCUGGAGCACAUUGCACGCGAGAUGGCAAUAGACGACAACUUAGUGCGCGAGCGUAACUUCUUGCGCAUUGGUGAUGCCACACCCAACGGUCAGAUCAUCACCGACACAGGCGGCGGUGACUUCACCUUGCCCAAGGUGCGUACGAUAUAG